CACCCAUCCGGACGUGACGACUGAGAAGCACACUCCGAAAAGUUCCGAGCCUGACGUCCAUUCUACUUCCUGCCUACAUCUAUCUAAUCACCGUACUAAUCGCUACUCGCUUCUACUUCUUUACCACUUGCUGCUUUCUCUCCAUCUUCACAUCACACAGCGCAGCCAUGCAAGCCUCACGAGCAUUCACCCGCGUCAUUGCGGCCGGCAGCAAGACGUCUACCCGCCAGCUCUCCAUGACGGGCCCAGCAACCUUCUCCUCCCUCCUCACCUCAGACAAGCCCAUUGCCGGCGCCAAAUCGUCGACUCCUCGUCUGCCCGCAUCAGCCACGAUCCCCGUGCCCGAAGCCAGCGAGACAGGCAGCAAAGUGCGCCAUUUCAACACAAGUCGCAGCCUCAAGGCCGUCGGCGACAGCUCGACCAUCGACUUUGCGUAUAUCCCAGACUUUGAUCCUGACCUGCGCAGCGCACCGGUCGAGUUCCGCGUGCCCAUCCUUCCCUGGAUCAACCCCUCGGAGACAGUUCAGGCCGAAGUGACAGAGGCUGAGGAACCGGUCAUGGUCCCCACCAUUCACACUGUCGCCGCAGACGGAACGCACAUCCACGCUCCCUCCGCCAUGUCAGACAUGACAGACAGCAACACGGUUGAUUUCCAAGGCAUGGCGGCGCAGGUUGCCAAGGGAUUGACAAAGCCAAUCGUAGACGGCGAGGGUAUGACGAGGCAACUUUGGACCGGCCUUGUGGAGGAUAUCCUGGGCCCCAAGGCGAAGAGAUCGUGAGGCAACUACUUAACCUCGUUGCUGGACGUUGGUGUAAUAUCCUCUAGCUACUGUGGGCUCACAGCAGCUGGUACACAGAGGCUUCAGGAAGGGAGUGGCUCGGACUGCAAUGGUGGCCAUGGUCUAUCUUGUCUGUUUGUCCGGGUUGGUAGUCCUUCCUAUGUGUUUUCCUUUUUACGGCGGUGAAAUGGUCAGGUCUUGCUUGAAGUGCUCAGGCUCAUGAGAUCAUGAAAUCUAUUUAAUUCUUCCUUCAUGUUCUCUUAUCAUCCCUGUGCAAGUUCGAAAGGAUCCAAUUACACCCUCCUCAGGAUUUCAGCCAGUAUAGCGGAUCCCGCUUGCUG
Messenger RNA from Cucurbitaria berberidis CBS 394.84, 1120 nucleotides. RefSeq lists its product as uncharacterized. The transcript has 2 exons. Bases 168 to 779 code for a protein of 203 amino acids. The record is from RefSeq and is a predicted model, not a curated record. NCBI's taxonomy places the organism in Eukaryota, Fungi, Ascomycota, Dothideomycetes, Pleosporales, Cucurbitariaceae.